CGUGCGGCGGUGGUGCGGUACGAGUAGCGAAUAGAGCGCGAGUGGUGGUGAGACUGGUGAGUGGUAGCGGGCCACGAGAGUAUCGCGGCGCGUCGUGACGUCGACCACUCGUCGUCUCUCGUGGGACUCGAUUCGAAUCGCGAACGCGAACGCUCGUCGUCAGUGAGAUCGGAUCGGUUCGGUUCGGUAAUUCGGACGGCCGAACGCGUGGACGAUGGCGACCACGAGGUUACGCGUUACCAGCACGCGCGACGAGAAAACGGCCAACACCGAGGAGACGACGCCGACGAUGCCGUCGUCGGUGCAGCUUAACGGUUUAACCUCCUCUUGCAACGGCGAAAACGCCGGCAAGAUGAAUGGUUACACACUGGCGAGCAACGGCCACGCUCACUUUCUCCACAGCCCAAAAAAAGCGGAAUUACAAAAACUGCCACGAAGAUCAAAGGAGUCCUUUGAAACUGUUCCGUUCAUUACAGCGGCGCUCACGCAUCUUGGUUUUUACAUUCUCAUGUUCCUCGGGUUUAUUAGCCAGUUGUUCUUUAUUCCAAAAGUUGCUACUGAAAAGAAUAGAAAGGGGUACCUACCACUCUACAAAAGUUUUGAGAAAUUCUAUCUUAGGUACGUCUACAGGAGAGUCAGAGAUUGUUGGAACAGACCUAUAUGCUCCGUUCCCGGUGCAACAGUCACGCUGAAGGAUCGAGUUACUAACGAUUAUGGAUGGACGUUCCAAUUUACUGGAACGGAAACGGAAUGUAUAAACUUGGGCUCUUACAAUUAUUUAGGGUUUGCUGAGGCAACUGGUAAGUGCGCCCACGAGAGUAUCGAAAUGCUCAGGAAGUUCGGCUGUGCUACUUGCAGUACGCGCGUUGAAUUAGGGACGAUGCCGAUACACGAAGAAUUGGAAAAAUUGACUGCAAAGUUUUUGGGAGUAGAGGACGCAAUAGUAUUCGGAAUGGGAUUUGCGACGAAUUCCUUAAACCUACCGUCCUUGGUCAGUCAAGGUUGUCUGGUUCUCAGUGAUGAGAAAAAUCAUGCCUCGCUCAUUCUCGGAUUACGAUUAUCUGGCGCAGUGAUCCGGGUCUUCAGUCAUAAUAGUGUGAAACACUUGGAGGAAUGUUUGAAAAAGGCCAUUGUUUUUGGGCAGCCGAAGACUGGCGAACCUUGGAGGAAGAUAGUUAUCGUUGUCGAGGGUAUUUACUCUAUGGAAGGCUCGAUUGUUCAUCUACCUGAGAUGAUAGAAUUGAAAAAGAAAUACAAAGCUUAUCUUUACGUGGAUGAAGCGCACAGCAUAGGUGCCAUGGGGACAAACGGGAGAGGAGUUUGCGACUAUUACGGCAUUGAUCCGCACGAGAUCGAUGUACUCAUGGGAACGUUCACGAAAAGCUUUGGCUCGGCAGGUGGAUACAUAGCUGGAACGAAGACGUUGAUUAAUCAUAUAAGGAUAUACGGUCACGCACAUACGUACGCGUUAUCGAUGUCGCCGCCAGUUACGCAGCAAAUUAUCACGGCGAUGCGAACCAUCAUGGGCGAAGACGGCACCGACGUCGGCAAAAAACGUAUUGAGCAGUUAGCUAGAAACACGAGAUACUUUAGACGCAGAUUGAAUCAAAUCGGAGUUAUAAUCUACGGUAACGAAGAUUCGCCUGUUGUGCCUAUGCUGGUGUACCUAUUCUCUAAGAUCGGUGCAGUGAUCCGUACCCUGACAAAACGCAAGAUCGCAACUGUCGGCGUUGGAUUUCCAGCGACGCCGUUAAUGGAAGGAAGAAUUCGGUUUUGCCUUUCCGCUGCGCAUACGAAGGAACAGCUGGACUAUGUACUAUCACAUAUCGAGGACAUUGCUGAUACGUUAGGAUUAAGGUAUUCUAGAAAACCGCGUGAUCCUGCAAAAAUAGAAUAUUAUUCUGACAGCGAAACGGAAUAAUCUACCUCAUAAAAUAUAUUGAUGAAUGACUAGGCAGUGUUUUUUCUAUAAGGAAUGCCGAAAUAGCCAAGAGCUUUAAAUGCCACAAAAUAUAUGUAGAUACAAUACGAUUCGUAGAUUACGAGAGAGAGCUACACAUUACUGUUAUUGCAACAAUAGGCUCGUGCUUUUCUAACCAGGACCACGGACAAGGAUACACGGGUGUAUCGGUGCUCGUGUAGUACAUCCGUGGUACAAUUGUGAUGAUCCGUUAUGGUUUUAGCGGCUGGACAAACCGGUAAAAUCGAUAUCAAAUCGGUCUAUAUCAACAAAUUAUAUUGUACAUACUGCUAAUUUUGUCAUUUGACAGUUUUUUAAAAUAAGCAGAAAAAAGUUCAAUUCUAAAAUCGUGUUAAAUCAGAUAUGUACAUUAGGGAUUACGGAUAUCGCGAAUAGCAGCUUGUCGUUUUUGCUACCUUGGCUGCCUCUGCAAACGUUGUAUAGGUCACAUCGUAUGUAGAAUCGCUUGUUGGCCUCGCUCAAGUUAAUGUUACUUCAUUUUAUUUACGCCAUGCUCUGUGUAAAGAUGGUUGACAGGCAGGAAUAUAUAUCUACCAAAGCAAAGCCCGAAUCUGGUGUACGGCGUAAUCCCGUUUCAUGAAUAUUCACAAAAUAUUGAUAUCUCAUUAUAUUGUGAAAAGGAAUAUUUUUCUACGGGAAACCAGUUUUUUACGUGUUAUUCGUUACAUUCCUCGCAAUUUAAUGCACACAUCGGUUUCGAUUCACAAUAAUUGCUUUGGUCUCGAAAGAAGCUUUUACGAGCAACUGUAAUUUUUUAUAUUUGCAAUUGAUGUGUAAUAUUUUCUUUAUGUAAAAUUGUAAGGGCAUUAGUUGAUGAUAAGCAGACAAGUUUCUAAGAAUUGUUCAUUCGUACGAAAUGCAGCAUUCCGGAAAGUUGUUAGACAGGUAUUUUUUAGGUAUCAUAUUUAAAUAAAUCGCACAUUAUUUUUAUGUUUAAGGUUUACAUGCUUGACGUUUGAAACAGCUUCUUAAAAUCUUGGUACUUGUAAGAAACGUAUAUUUUCUUUGGUGCACAAACUUGAAACGUGUGAGACAAUACGUAAGCUAACACGUAACACGACGCUUAGUAAAAUAGAAUAAUAGAGAGCAUCUCAAAUUGUCGCAGCAAACAUUCGACAAUAGUUGAACCUCACUUUCAUUUUAUUAAAGCGUACUGCCACACCAAUUAUGAUCUCCUACUACUGUAUUUAUGAAGGCACAUAUAUGACUGAUCAAACAAUAUUACAAUAUCGUAAAAUAUCCUUAAGAAUCGUACCGUAUUGUGUUUGUAACAGAAAGGUAUUGAGACAUCAAAACCAACAAAUACUUGGGUCAUACAAAGCUUGAAGCUUGAACUGUUCGAAUUGUUCAAUCGUCGGAAUUGUCUUGGAAAUAUUCCAAAAGCUACUUAUUAUCAUAUCAUACCAACGUCAAUGCCAACAAAUCGAAAACAAAACGGAUAUCCUAAAAUUUUAUGUAAUAUUUUCCACCUAUGCAGAACUACGGUGAUUAUUUUCAUUUGUAUCUCUCCAUGAGUAAAAUCGAAACCAAGUUUCGAUAUCGCAGCACUAAUUAAACAUGCAAAUUGGCCUGUCUGGAAAUAUCGAACUAAUGCAUUAAUGCAGUAAAUGUUGGCAUUAAUCUAAGUGCUUAUGCAUCGGAUACAUGAAUAUUCGCAUGCGAAUUUCUGAAGAAAGAUUUAUAAGAAGAAUAUUGUAUUAUCGCUUGUAUUACGAGUCUAUCAGCUUUUAAUAAUACUUGAAUAUAUUGUAAGUUUCAGAGAGAUGCUAUUUCCUAUUUGCAAGUGCAGAAUAGAUACAGAACAGAAUACAGAAAUAGAUGCUUAUAAGUAGCGUUUGUUCAAUAUUUAUAUAAAAUUUUCCAUAUUUAUAUAGCUAUACUGCAGCAUGGAACGUGAUCUUGAUCUCUUUACAUAUUUAGUAGAUUAAAGAUUGAAAAUCGCCUAACGUGAUAACUUUUAACAUAUUUAGUAGCACGAGAGAAUUAAAAAAAAAUAGAGGAAAGGUUCAUCCUUUUAAUCCAGGAAGGCCAGUCACAUCGACAGAAAUCAGUAUUGCUCUAAAAAUAGCAUUUUCCGAUGCGGCUGCAAAAUAAGGGGCCAGAAGUUUUAAACAGUGCACAUGUUUUAAAAGACUUGAGUGUAUAUUGCGCAUCGGAUAUAUCAUUUUCACUCUUCAAUUGGAUAAUUUAAGAUUUCGUGUCAACGUAUUCUGUAUCGAACUUUUCGCCGAAUGAGGCUGCCUUAGUGGCAUAAAGUACGUUGUACGUUUUUCCGUGUAUUGCGUUUUCUUACACUUUCCGCAACUGUAUCACGAAGCGCAGCUGUUCCAAAGCCGCGCUUUCGAGAAGUAUCGACUGUAAUCGUCUAUUUUUGUCGGAUUAUCUGCAAUCUUCGCUUUACUUUGUAUAUGUAGAUGUGUACGUACGUGAGAGUGUAAGGAAUAUCACGUGUACGUACAGAUCAGUCGCCAUGAGCCGAGUCUACCUUCUCGAAGUUGAGGUACAAUACAUUAGCACUGCAUAGCAAAGAAAAUAUCGUCUUGCGACGUGAGAAUCUAUUUGAUAUUAGCAAAUCGAAAAGAGAAAAGAGCUUAUAAACUAAGCUUAAUGUCAGAGCGUUUGCUGAAUGACGAGUAAGACAUAUCUACUUAAGAACUGUAUCAAGUUGCCCGGUCUUGAAUAUUCCUCGGUUUCAAAGCACAUACGUUCCUAACGAAGGCUAUUUUUGUAAUUAGCAACAUGCGCGCACGCCCGCGCUAAUGCUUUUAAAUAUAUAUUAAUUAUGCAAAAUAUAUUAUUAUUACAGA
This is a messenger RNA of Ooceraea biroi (clonal raider ant), 4788 nucleotides long. It is a transcript of the gene lace, whose product is annotated as serine palmitoyltransferase long chain base subunit. Gene Ontology annotation, biological process: sphingosine biosynthetic process; ceramide biosynthetic process. Gene Ontology annotation, cellular component: serine palmitoyltransferase complex. NCBI's taxonomy places the organism in Eukaryota, Metazoa, Arthropoda, Insecta, Hymenoptera, Formicidae. The record is from RefSeq and is a predicted model, not a curated record. Gene Ontology annotation, molecular function: serine C-palmitoyltransferase activity; pyridoxal phosphate binding.